CAAAUCGUCUCCCCGCUAUUUCAUUCAUAACACGGAGGACAAUAAACUUGAUGGGCAAGUGCCGGGGACAACUCACUUGAUAAAGUCUAACGGUGAGAAAUCUGUCAACACCUCAGGAUAAUUCACACAGGGCCGACAGCUCAACUCUUUAUCAAACUCUUCAAGUUAACAAAUCCAACGUCAAGUUUUCUCCAUCAAAAUGUCAAACUCUGGAGGUCGGAGACUGAAGCAAUGGCUGAUGGAGCAGAUUCAGAGUGGUCAGUACUCUGGACUGCAGUGGGAGGAUGAAAGCCGCACUAUGUUCCGAAUUCCCUGGAAACACGCAGGAAAACAGGACUACAACCAAGAAGUUGACGCAUCCAUUUUUAAGGCCUGGGCUGUGUUUAAAGGCAAGUUUAAGGAAGGUGACAAGGCUGAGCCUGCAACAUGGAAGACCAGACUCCGAUGUGCUCUCAAUAAGAGUCCUGACUUUGAGGAGGUGACAGAGAGGUCGCAGCUAGAUAUCUCGGAGCCCUAUAAAGUUUACCGCAUUGUACCUGAAGAAGAGCAGAAGCAUGGCAAAAGCUCAAUUAUGGCCAUGGCAGCUACCACUAGCUCUGGUGAUAUCACUGACUGCAACCCUUCAGAAAUAGAAGAGCUCAUUAAAGAGGAAGAAAACUGCAGCAUCCAGGCCAGUCCAGAGUAUUGGCCCCAAGGAAGCAUAAGUGCUUUCCCCCUGCAUCAGGACCCUUUGCCAUCAGGCACAGGCAUCAACUCAGCUUUCUCCCAAAUGAUGAUCAAUUUCUUCUAUGGAGGAAAGUUGAUGCAGAACACACUGGUAACUCACCCUGAAGGCUGCAGGAUUUCCCCACAACAGCACCUGGGUCGUGGCGCCCUCUACAGUUCAGACAUCAUGCAGAGUGUUCAUUUCCCCCCUGCUGAGCUCAUUGAGUACGACCACCAGCGUCACGUUACACGCAAGCUCCUGGGCCACCUAGAGAGAGGUGUACUGGUCCGUGCCAACCAAGAGGGCAUCUUCAUCAAAAGGCUGUGCCAGAGCCGUGUCUUCUGGAGCGGGCUGGGCGAAGUGGGCUCACAAUUCAGCCCCAUGUCUUGUAAACUUGAGAGGGAUGCUGUAGUCAAGAUUUUUGACACAGGGAGGUUUCUUCAAGCUCUACAGCUGUACCAGGAGGGUCAGUUUCCUGCUCCUGAUCCGACAGUGACUCUGUGUUUUGGAGAGGAGCUCCAUGAUCUCAGCAGUGCUAAGAGCAAACUGGUCAUUGUGCAGAUCACUGUGGUGAACUGCCAGCACCUGCUGGAGGCAGUGAACAUGCGCCGGUCCCAGCCUUACUGCAACAACCCAAACCUGGAUAUGUCUGGUGGUGAUGUGGCCAGUGACCAGAUGGCACGCAUCUACCAGGACUUGUGCAGCUACAGUGGACCCCAGAGGACAGCCUGCUACAGGGAAAACAUGCCUAUUACUGCCUGAACUGUGAGCAGUAAUACAAGAGCUCUUCAGCAUGUACUAGAGCAAAUGUACAACAUAUUAGGGACAUUCCUUAUUUUCCUGACAUACACUGACAUGUUUUAUUUACAUAAUUGGUUUAGACUUUCUGAAGCUAUAGCAGUCACAGUGGAGACUUAAAGAUAAAGAAGAACAAAUCUCUUACAGUAAGACUUUUAAGCUGUGGCUCAAUAUUAGGAUGUCCCUAAUAUUUGUAUAUAAGUAAUGUUCAUAUUUGUAUGUACAGAGCUGACACAAACUCUGUGUCCAACCUCUGCUUUAGUAUUACAAGAGAUUGUGAAAAAGCAGCGUUUCAUGUUCAGAUAUUACACACAACUUAAGUGUUUGACAGUCUUAAGAAUAGAUUCGUUAUGGUGACUAUGUUAACAAAUCUUUUGUAUCUUUCAAGACUUUUACUCAUUGCAACAGUUUGAUCUAUGCGGGCAAUUUAGUUCUCACAGCUGCCCUUUAUUUCAACAUGCGUCAUCUUCUUUGUUGUUGUUGUUGCAGCUGAGUCGCUUCCUUAUGUGACGACCAUUUAAAUGAGCAGAACAAAUGGACAAUGUGUCAGAUAUCUUUGUAUUUUUUACAGUAAAUAAUAAAUCUGUUCAUGAGUUGAUAAAAACUGCAUGAAAUUUUAGAUGCAAUGUGGCAUUAAAUUACAGAUAGGUUUUACUAUCAGACUGUUCUAGUUAACCUUUAUUUCAUAAUUUUUUUAUAAAUUGCAUUUCUAAUAAAACUAAGUUUUUACUGAAC
This is a messenger RNA of Toxotes jaculatrix (banded archerfish), 2239 nucleotides long. RefSeq names its product interferon regulatory factor 8 (gene irf8). Gene Ontology annotation, biological process: immune system process; regulation of transcription by RNA polymerase II. NCBI's taxonomy places the organism in Eukaryota, Metazoa, Chordata, Actinopteri, Toxotidae. The record is from RefSeq and is a predicted model, not a curated record. Bases 200 to 1468 code for a protein of 422 amino acids. Gene Ontology annotation, cellular component: nucleus. Gene Ontology annotation, molecular function: protein binding; RNA polymerase II cis-regulatory region sequence-specific DNA binding; DNA-binding transcription factor activity, RNA polymerase II-specific. The transcript is spliced from 9 exons.